AUGACAGCCAAACUUCUUGAAAUGCUCGGAGAAGAGAUCCACGACGUCGACGAAGAAACGUUUGAACUUUUCUCGCAGUCAAUCCCAUCCCAAGACUUAGGAAUGCUAGAUGCGAAGACUCACGUUCUUGGCUUGUCGAUUGCUGGACGGGACUUCGAGAUUACGCAGUCACCGGGACUUCUUCAAUCGCAGCGCGAAGGCGGAACGACAGGAGCCGCUGUGUGGCAAUCUGCGUUUCGCUUUGCAGAAUGGAUUGCGGAUUCGGAGAAUAUCCUCUGGAAAAGUGGGCUGCUUAAUGCAGACACCAUUACGCUUGAGCUUGGAUGUGGCAUUGCAGGCUUGAUUCCAGGCGUUCUAAAUGGCCGAGUGCGAAGAGUAGUGUCUACCGAUCAAGCGUAUGUUCUGAAGACAUUAAAGGAGAAUCUCGUUGCGAAUGAGAAGGGAAACCGAGCAAAGAGGCAUGCAUCGCCAUCUAGCCAGAUCGACGUCUUCCCUCUCGACUGGGAGAAAGAUGAUAUCCGAAGCGUGAUGCGCGAGAAUGGACUUGCCUCAGGCGUCGAUGUUGUUUUUGCUUGUGAUUGCAUCUACAACUAUGCCCUCCUCGAGCCCUUCGUUCAGACUUGCAAGGAUAUGUGCUCCUUACGAACAUCCUCCACGGCGGUCGUCAUUGUUCAACAACUUCGUCAGCCAGAGGUGUUUGAGCAAUGGCUUACAAAAUUUCAAAAAUCUUUCCGGACUUGGCGAAUACCGGGUGAAUUGCUCUCUUCCGGAUUGAAAGACGACACGGGAUUUGCGGUCCAUAUCGGCUUGCUGCGACAGCUUACCAGUGGUGAGUGA
Molecule: messenger RNA, 837 nt
Organism: Pseudocercospora fijiensis CIRAD86
Lineage: Eukaryota; Fungi; Ascomycota; Dothideomycetes; Mycosphaerellales; Mycosphaerellaceae
Exons: 2
Coding region: 1-837 (278 amino acids)
Source: RefSeq, a predicted model, not a curated record